GCGAAAGGAGCGAGUUCGAAGUCCCACUGCUUGAGCAUCCAGUGCCAGGGGUACCGGGUACAGAGCCAUGCCACUCCAGGAGAACUUCCCUGCACUCUGCCCGGCAUGGCCCCAUCACCAGCAUAAGCUGUUUGCAAGAUGGAAAAUUUUGAGUACAGCAUCCAGCUGAACGACCGGGAUUGGGCUGAAUUCUACUUGGCCUCCGAAGAAUGCAGCUUGACCCAGGCCGCCUUAGCCACUGCCGAGGAGCCGCUCCCGAGUGACCUUGACGACGCGGAGGUCGAGAACAGGUUGAUCCGAGUGAGAGUGGGCCCGUGCCCGCCUCCCGGCCCGGCCAGCUGCCCGCCACGUGGAGCCCCUCACAGGCACCUGCUGGCAGAAGAAGAGGUUCUGUCUGGCAGCGAGGACGAGACAGAUCUUGGCUCGGUCAGCCGGUUUCUCUGUGACAACAGCCAAUGCCGCGCAGCUUUUCCACAGCCGUCUCCAAUCCAGAGAAGUCAAUCGUCCCGUGUCGCUGUGGAGCCAUUGGCAGGACUUGACGGAGAAUGUGGGGCUUCAUUUGCUGCAGAGGGAAGAGAACCAGAGACGGGAGACAGGCGUGCUGAUGCCGAUCGUCCCCUACCAGAGGGAGAUGUUGCCAUCCAAAAGGCGGGAUUCCAAGGACGAAUCUCAGGCCCAGAAGCCAUGGAGAAACCCACUUGCUCUGUGCCGGUGAACGUGGGUGCCUCAAAGGGGAUGGAAGAACAGAGAAGACGACCCCUUGGCUUGGCACUGCAGCAGCCCACCAAUGAUAUCUCCCAGACUGCCUCUGCUGACAUCCAGUUCCCAUUACCGGUGGGGAGCAAUGCUGUUUGUGGGAACCCAGAAUCCCCCGAGUCGAAGGAUCCAAAUGUACAUCCAACAUCCUCAAUUUUUCCUUCUGGAGAGACUGAAGGAGCUGAGCACCCGGAAACGGGAACCAAGCACCUCCAGGUCAGCUUGAAGGCAGGAGCACCAUCGUUCCAGGAAAAGCCUUCCCUAUUUCAAGGACAUUCAGUUCCACCACUAGGGACCUGGCCACCAUCUGGCCCACCGUCAGAAAGCCACAAGGAAGGAGUCCUGGAAAGCAGAAGCAGUGAGGAAGAGAAUAUUGCAGAUCUCAAAGCCGAGGGGCAAACGGACCAGAGUGAGGACUUGGUCGACAGCAUCUUAAAAGAGGAAGGUCAAGUCGACCAAGAAACCAGUUCUGCCGGCUGCAAGGUGGAUUCGCAGAAGGCCCCAGAAGAACCGGAAGCGAGCAAAUGUCCACGACCAACCAUCAUAACUGAGUCCAGAUGUUCUGGAACGUUAGAUCAGCACAGAGAAACUGCUGCGUUGAAGGCAGAGACCCAGAAGGGUGGUGUUGAGGAACCCUGCCAUCAUCCAGGCCCAGCUCUGCCAUUGGAAGGAGGAACUCCAAGUAUGGGCCAAGGAAGCCAGAGAUCAAACCUUUUAGAAGAUAACAUUCCGUAUUGUCUGCCACUGGAGAACUCUCUGGAAGGUCACUUGGCUGUGAUGACGUGGCCUCAAGACUGCGACCAUUCUAACUGUGGUAACACCCAAGACCUGGCGGAAAAGACGCAGGGCGGAGUGGUGGAGAAAAGAUCCACCUCAGACGUUGGUCAGGACUUGCCUGAAAUGUACGGGCCUGACAUGUAUGAAUACUUCUUCACCGACAUGGAAGGGGCUUGCGCGGGCGACAGUGGCGAGGAGAAAGAAAUGGGGCUCGAGACGCUGAGCAGCUCCAACCAGAUGUUGGCUCCAUCUACUGGUUCUCAGGACUCAGACUCUAUUGCGGCUGGUGAGGCCACACUCAUCUCUGUCCCAGAGGUGUACGAACACUUCUUCAACAACGGAGCACAGGGCAGGAAGAGCUGGAAGCGGCUUUUCCUGAGCAUGCCGGCCUCAGAGGCCAGGAAGGCGGUGAGAGCUUUGAAAUCCCUUCUGAGCAAGCCUGCCCGCCUUCUCAGGCGCCGCCCCCCAAGCCCUGGGACUGCGCUGCGGAGAGGAUCCCAUGGAAAGCUGGUGGUCUUCUCACCAAGGCUCCUGGAAGAAAGCCAACCAAGACCGGAAGACCUAAGGAUGGCUGUGAUAUCGCCAGAAAGACCCCUUCAGUUGGCUCUCACGCACAGGGACAUGUGCCUGGGCUUUGUGGCAUUCGCUUCGUGGGCCGUAAAGACCUCCAACCUGCAGGCCCCAGACGCUUGGAAGAUUGUGCUGCUUGCAAACUUUGGCACCCUCUCGGCCAUCCGCUACUUCCGGCGGCAAAUCAUGGCAGAAGGAGAGCACGGCACCUAAGCGCGUCCGGUGCAAUCCCACCUGAUUCCUUUCAGGCUGCUGGAGGACGAUUUGCAAAGAGGCCACACUUUCUUCAAAGGCAGGGAAUGGACUUUUGCGGAUCCUGGAUCGUAGGAGUUGUCUGUCCUUGCCCCCCCCC
This is a messenger RNA of Gekko japonicus, 2455 nucleotides long. It is a transcript of the gene PERM1, whose product is annotated as PPARGC1 and ESRR induced regulator, muscle 1. Gene Ontology annotation, cellular component: nucleus; cytoplasm. Lineage: Eukaryota; Metazoa; Chordata; Lepidosauria; Squamata; Gekkonidae. The transcript has 4 exons. The record is from RefSeq and is a predicted model, not a curated record. Gene Ontology annotation, biological process: regulation of DNA-templated transcription; response to muscle activity. The coding region runs from base 139 to 2316 and encodes 725 amino acids.